This is a messenger RNA of Rhodamnia argentea, 3078 nucleotides long. Its product is annotated as endoplasmic reticulum metallopeptidase 1. Gene Ontology annotation, biological process: proteolysis. The transcript has 14 exons. NCBI's taxonomy places the organism in Eukaryota, Viridiplantae, Streptophyta, Magnoliopsida, Myrtales, Myrtaceae. The record is from RefSeq and is a predicted model, not a curated record. Bases 121 to 2847 code for a protein of 908 amino acids. Gene Ontology annotation, molecular function: metalloexopeptidase activity.
GUCAAAACAAUUUUUGCGCCACUCUUCGCUCAGCUCCAACCUCAACUGUCCAGCGCUCUGGCUCACCUUGCUGCAUCCGAUCGGCGACCGAUUCAUCGAGCUCGUUUACAGUCAAAGAAAAUGCGGCGGAGGCCUGGAAGUUCCUCCGCGAUGGCCGGGCCUUCAGGCACGGAGGAAACGAGGGCGGGCGACGACUUCGAUGGCAUUCCUCGUGCUGCCAGCCCGAGGAGGUCGCCCUUCGUGUUGCUGUCGCUGUUUGGACUGAUAAUGUACUGUUCUUGGGCUGUUUAUCGUUGCCAGUUCGAGAGCUUGCCCGCGCCUCUCACCGCCGAGCAGGCUGGGAAGAGGGGAUUUUCGGAGGUGGAGGCGAUGAAGCACGUGAAGGCAUUGACUGAUAUAGGUCCUCAUCAUGUUGGUUCAGAUGCGCUCGAUGACGCCAUACAGUAUGUUCUGGCAGCAUCAGAGAAGAUUAAGAAAAUAGCUCAUUGGGAGGUAGAUGUUCAAGUGGAUGCCUUUCAUGCCCAAUCUGGCACAAAUCGUCUGUUCAGUGGCUUGUUCAGGGGGAGAACACUUGUUUAUUCAGAUCUACAUCACAUUGUACUUAAAGUGUCCCCAAAAUAUGUAGCAGAAGCUGGAGAUGCUAUUCUGGUUUCUUCUCAUAUAGACACUGUUUUCUCUGCAGAAGGUGCUGGAGAUUGCAGUUCAUGCAUAGCUGUUAUGCUUGAACUUGCACGAGCAGUUUCUCAGUGGGCUCAUGGUUUUAAGAGUGCUGUUAUAUUUUUGUUCAACACAGGGGAGGAGGAAGGUCUUAAUGGUGCUCACAGCUUUAUAACUCAGCAUCCAUGGAGUAAAUCUAUUCGUCUGGCAAUAGAUUUGGAGGCAAUGGGUAUUGGAGGGAAGUCGGGUAUAUUUCAGGCUGGUCCUAAUCCAUGGGCAAUAGAGAAUUUUGCUUUAGCUGCUAAAUACCCAUCUGGCCAUGUCAUAGCUCAGGAUCUUUUUGCUUCUGGAGCUAUAAAAUCUGCUACUGAUUUCCAAGUGUACAAGGAGGUCGCUGGUCUUUCAGGGCUUGACUUUGCAUAUACCGACAACAGUGCAGUAUAUCAUACUAAGAAUGACAAACUAGAGCUCUUGAAAUCAGGAUCUCUCCAACAUCUUGGAGAAAACAUGCUUGCGUUUCUGCUCCAAAUUGCUUCGUCCCCAGAUCUGUCCGGAGUCCAGAGGACGAAAGAUGAAGGCAUUUCCGCGUCCAGUUCUGCUAUCUAUUUUGAUAUAUUGGGACUGUAUAUGGUAUUAUACCAUCAAGGAUUUGCAAAUAUUCUUCAUAAUUCGGUGGCACUGCAGUCACUGUUGAUAUGGUCUACAUCAUUACUUAUGGGUGGUUACCCUGCAGCAGUCUCACUCAUCCUGUCAUGUCUAAGUAUUAUAUUGAUGUGGAUAUUUUCUCUGAGUUUCUCGCUUCUCUCUGCUUUCAUUCUACCCUUGCUCUCUACGUCGCCAGUUCCCUAUGUUGCCAGUCCAUGGUUGGUGAUUGGGUUAUUCGCUGCACCUGCUCUUCUAGGGGCUCUCACUGGUCAACAUUUAGGUUUUCUAAUCCUUCAAAUGUACUUGUCAAAUGCGUAUUCAAAAAGGAAGCAAUUACCACCUCUUACUCAAUCUGCUUUGAUCAAGUUAGAAGCUGAAAGAUGGCUAUAUAAAGCGGGUUCUAUGCAGUGGCUCAUUCUUCUGGUGAUCGGGAAUUAUUACCGAAUUGGUUCAUCUUAUUUGGCUCUUGUUUGGCUAGUGCCACCAGCAUUUUCAUAUGGCUUCCUUGAAGCAACUUUGACCCCUGGUCGGUUUCCAAAGCCUCUCAAGCUUGCAACCCUUCUAUUUGGCUUGUCUGUGCCAAUUGUGGUUUCUGCUGGUGUAUUCAUCCGGUUGGUUGGUACAAUAAUCGGAAUGGUUGUUCGAUUAGACCGGAACCCUGGCAAUACUCCUGAGUGGAUGGCAAAUGUUAUCAUUGCUGUAUUUAUUGCUCUUGUUAUAUCCUUGACAAUGGUGUAUCUCCUCUCAUAUGUCCAUCUUUCAGGUGCAAAGAAAUCGAUUUUCUUGGCAGCGUCAGUUCUUUUUGGUCUCUGCCUCGCUGCUGUACUAUCUGGUGUAGCCCCACCAUUUACAGAAGACACAGCCAGAGCUGUAAAUGUUGUGCACAUAGUUGAUGCAACAAUAAACAAGCAAGAGCAGCCCGAUUCUUAUGUGUCUUUUUUCUCUACCACUCCUGGAAAAUUGACGAAAGAGGUUGAGCAGAUUGGAGGUGGUUUCACAUGUGGUAGAGAUAAGGUUGUAGAUCUUGUUACUUUUUCCGUCAAAUAUGGCUGUUGGUCCUAUGAUGAUACUGAAGGUGGCUGGAGUAAAACAGAUAUACCAACACUGUUGGUUAUAAAUGAUGGCAAGGGGGACAAAAGAAUCACGGAAGUCUCCUUGGACACAAAGAGCUCAACAAGGUGGGUUCUUGCAGUCAAUACUGAAUACAUAGAGGACUUCAAAUUGGAAGGAAAUUCUGAAGAGCUAAUCCCAUUGCACGACAAGAGCAGUGUGGAUGGAUGGCAUAUUAUCCAGUUUUCUGGAGGGAAAAAAUCACCAACGAGGUUCGAUCUGACUCUUGUAUGGGCCAAUUCUACGCAAAUUGCUCAUGACGCAGAUAGCCAGAAGAAUCAGCAGUCACUUCUUAAAUUAAGAACAGACAUGGAUAGAUUGACGCCGAAAGCUGAAAAGGUUCUGAUGAAGCUUCCUCCAUGGUGCUCACUGUUUGGGAAAUCCACAUCGCCCCACACUCUGGCCUUUCUAAGAGAUCUCCCUGUCGGAUUUUAGGCGUGAGAACAAUCUGAAGCAUGAAAUGUAUGUUAUACUAGAUUGCACAGGAAAUAUUCCUCUGCUCAUAGAAACUUAGGAACAUGAUCCUUAGGUUAUUUAUGUAUCGUAAUGCAAUCACGGAAAGUCAAAGUAGUUAGAGAAGUUAUUUUCUUGUUUCGCCCAAGGAUAAGGUUGCCAUUGUUGUGCCCCGAGCUGGAUACAUUAACCAAGUACUGCUUUGUUGUGGAA